Penicillium salamii is the source of this 2064-nucleotide messenger RNA. The record is from the annotation of a GenBank genome assembly. Lineage: Eukaryota; Fungi; Ascomycota; Eurotiomycetes; Eurotiales; Aspergillaceae.
AUGGUCAAGUUCCAUCCCAGAUCGAGCUCUUGGGGCUGUCGCCGGGGCACCUGGUUGCGCCGCUGUGGUUACCUCGCUUGCUUCAUCCUCGUCAUUCAGACCUAUGUAUUUUUAUCCAACCACCCAGAGGUGAGUCUCAAGCAGAUGACACAGGACUGUUUUCGAAGCCCUCGGGUGCUUCGACCUGGGCAAUAUCAUCAAGGGAUUGAGAUACCAUCUCCGGAAGAGGUGGUAGAUGGGGACUCGGCCGACUUGGUAGGAAUGGGAAUGGCUCAUGAUCGCAGAGAUCAGCGGUUUUUUCUCGGUGGUACUUCAACCUUGACCAGCAUCACCUCGGCCAACGCAUCCCAUCCAAUUCCAUUCAUCUACGAUCCUUAUCCCGCAUAUAAUGGUCGCGCAUGGAGGAGACAAUUUCACGGCAGCUUCAAGCCAUGCCUUGGUCCUCGGGGUCGUGAUCUGAGUCGCAAAUCGGUGGAAGACAUGAUGCAAGUCUACAAGGGCAAUCAGGCUGGAUUCCCAGAGCCUCGGUUUGGAUCUCACGAGGCUAUCGGCCUAGACGGGGCUGUUUGUGCAGAUCGUUACUCGCGCUUCGGAGCAUAUGGGUUUGAUGGAGAUGGCGAAGAUGAAGUGCCUGGUUUCACGCGCCCUCCCAAGGUGCCGUGGCACGAGGUGGACUGGAACUGGUUGCAGUAUCUUUGUCUGGAGAGAAAUGCUGACAGGUACGAGUCCAUAGCCACGGUCAACUCUAGUCAGCAGAACCCACUGGCCUUUGAUCUCCCGGAGGUUCCUCACAAGCAGUGGGAGCCAAUGGAGGUGGGCGUGAAGCAGUUCCAUCCCCGAUCUGCGGUUCUGAUCCGAGCAUGGAAUGGUCUCAACUGGAAAUCUCAUCAUCGAGAAUAUCUGCGGGCGUUGAUCAUGGAGCUGUCACUGCAUUCUGGAGGCGAGUAUCAAAUCUACGUCCUGAUUCACGUCAAAGACAACGAUAUGCCAAUAUUCUCCGACAGUAAGACCAUCAAGCGCUUGAGAGAGUCAAUCCCCGAGGAGUUCCGCAACAUGGCGUUGUUCUUCAAUAAUAAACUCUUGGAAGCGUGGUAUCCAAAGAUCGAAGAGCACGCUCCCCAGCUGCAACACCACCAGCCACUGCAGAUCUUCGCCCAGCUAUAUCCGCAUUUCGACUACUACUGGCAGCUUGAGAUGGAUGGCCGCCACACUGGACAUAGUUAUCAUUUCAUGAAUCGUGCUGUUUCAUUUGCAAGAGAGCAACCGCGGAAAUACCUCUGGGAACGCAACGCGUACUUCUACACGCCAGGCGCCCACGGCAACUGGAGCCAGUUCACAGAAAUGGUACACGAAAGCCUGGCCGACAGAUCAGAUAACACAAUCUGGGGACCAGUGAUAGGCACCGGCAUCCGGCCCCUGGGUCCAGACCCUCCAGUAUCACACCCAGACAAAGACAAUUACACCUGGGGGGUAGGCGAAGAAGCAGACUUCCUCACGUUCCUCCCGAUCUUCAACCCCAAAGACACAUCGUGGACGUUCCCGGACAAGAUCUGGAACUUCAAGUAUGGCGAGAAAACACCACGGCGCGCGGCAGUGAUCACAAUGGGGCGAUACUCGAAGCGUUUGCUCGAUCUGAUUCACCAUGCCCAAGCCACGAAGGGACUCGGACUUGCGUCCGAAAUGACAGGUGCAUCAUGGGCACUCUUCCACGGCCUCAAGGCUGUCUUUGUUCCGCAUCCCAUCUACGCAGAUGGUCAAUGGACGCCCCAGGAAUUGGCAAGGAUUUAUAACCCGGGCCCGCCAGAGAAUAUCAAUGGUGGGUCAGAUAGUAUCUGGAAUUUCGACCAUAUCUUCGACCACAUCACGUAUCGACUCUCAUACAUGUUCACAACUCACAGUGCGGAGAACCUGUACCGGCGGUGGUUGGGAUUCAGAACUGCAGAGCACGACGGUGGGAAGACUAUUUCCGAGGACCAGUUUGGUCGACAUUGCUUCCCGUCUAUCUUCUUGCAUACUAUCAAGAAUACGGCGCAAGGGAUGGGCCCAGACAGGGCUGUUCCUUAA